AGGAAACCCAGCUAUGAGGAACUUUGUAUGACUUGCAUCAGCUUUCCCGACGGAGCAUUGAAUAUACUGUACAGUGCGGUGAUAAUUACUGGGAUCCCUCGUACCACGACCACACCUGGACAAGAUCUGCGUGGAUCAGCUCAGAUUCAACCAGACCAGGCCAAAGUUCUCGAGCCGGCCUGCAACUUUGGACUGCUGGGAUCUGUAAUGAUCAGAACCGUCUGAGCCAAGUGUUACAAACACUGAGGGGCAGCGUGACAGGAGUUGUCCGCAGCAGCGAUGGAACAGCUGCAACGUCUUCUAGUCCUUACCCUACUGGGUAUAGCAACGUCUGGCAAGAGCUUUGCAGAGGACAACUCGACUUCAAAUACCACACCACCAGUGAAAUCUGAAACAUCGAUCGCCGCCAUCGUGGCUCCUUGUGUGAUCGGGGGCGUGCUGCUGAUUGCGAUCAUCCUCACUGUGGUUAUCAUAAAGGUGAAGGGGAAGCGCAGGGAAGAGGGUACGUACAACCCCAGCCAACAGGAGCAGGUUGGAGCACGGACACAGAUCAACCACGGGCUGAAGCUGCCACCCGAGGAGCGUCUCAUCUAGCCAAGCUCCCGCCGCAGAAGAUAUCAUGAGGACUGCUGUUCAGAUUAUUGGAGUGAAAGUCUAGCAACAUUUCUUGUUUCUUUUGGGAAUACCAUUAAUUACAAGACAGAUUCUGUGACCUUUCUCCUUUUUAUGCAUUGCUCUUUGUGGGUCUAUAGGCCAACGAUGGUCUGCGGGAUCUGGUCAGUUGUUGCUAUUUCCCCUUGGCCCUUACACCUUUUGGUUAGGACUGGACUGGUGCAUUUCCACUACCCUGCAGCUCUCGGUGUCCCAGCUACAAGUGACAACUUGUGGACUGUUGUGUGCGGGUGCUGUGAUAACAAGAGAGGUGAGACUUGUGAUGGAUUUGUGGGGUGAUGGGAGGGCGGGAGAAAAUGGUUGAAAGUGCUCCCAAAAACCUUUGGAUGAGGGGGCUAGGCCGCGUUGUACCUGGGUCUGUGUCGUAUACCAUGAAUUAGAAAUAGACCUAGAACCAAUGGAGCAUCUCUCCCACAGCUGAAACAGCAGUGCAGUGAACUGAGAGUGGGUACUUGGCAGCCAGAAGUAACAUUUGUUAGUCUCACUAAUAUUAAUUUCAUCCAUUAGUCUAUUUCUUCCCAUACGAGGCACUCUUCAUAUUGUUAAGUUGUGUCAAUCCUUCCUGGUAGAAAGUUGCAGAUCUCAGUUAUACCGGUUGUUUCUCAAAGGCCCAUGUAAUUUAAAAUUUCUUUUGAAGGACCCUUGUACUGGAAACUACUGGAUUCUCCAGUUUGGCCCGUUGUGUUUUGGUAGUUCAGUAUUAAUGUAGUAUAAUUAACUUUAGGAUGCACCAGCUCUUGUGUGUUGCUGGCUUCACUCAUACCUUGCUGCACAGAUUUGCUCUGCAGACACUAAUAGGCUUUUUAAUCAAGUGGGUCCUCUAAGGUGGAGAUUGUUGGACACUGGACAAUGCCUUGAAGUCCAUUGGUGAGUGAAAAAGGACUAUAAGCAAAGAAUUCGAAGAUUAGUGGGCAUUGCACAUAUUUAUCUAGUGCUUUCAUGGGAAAUUUAUAAAUGCUUUUUCCUAUUGAUAACUUUGAUGCAGCUAUCUUGCACUAGACAAAUAUUUUGUAUAUAGAAAGGGAACUAAACUAAAUUCAACAAAGGCACCAGCAAAACAAUUUCUCUGGAUCACAGCUGCUUUCAGUGACAUGUGAAGUGAAAGGCAAAGUUAAAUCUCUUCCUGGUUAGGAAGCUAAUUGCCGUUAUGUAGACACUGAAUUAGGUUCUAUCAGGGCCCAAACAAUGUUUAGCCAACACACGCAGCAAUCACACUGAGAUUAAGACAUUCUUGUAAUAGUAUUUUGACUUCUCAUUUUUUUCUAUAAAAGUCAGAAACUACACAAUCUGUAUUGUCAUCACUAGUGUGCACUUUAUCUAGAAAAUCACUUAUUGUUUUUGACUUUUUCUCUAUGAUUGAUUGUUUAAAUGAAUAAUAGAAUUAUGUUCUGUAAACAUGGUCAUUCACCUUCUCAGCAGGGAUUGUGUCUAGGAGCAACUUACAGCAACUUGAUUAGAGCAUUCAAUAUUUAACUCAAUGCCAUGCAUUCAACUGAAGUGUUGACCAUUAACGGGCCGAAGUCUAGGUCUAGUUAUCCUGUUGCACUGUUAGCUUCACCUGAACAAUUGAUGUGUGUCUGUAAAACAGGAUGUCAGUUAAUUUUGUGGAUAGUGAAACAAAAGAUGGAAGUUAUGUGCUAACAAUUGCUAUGAUUUUAAAAACUACUCCUGAAGUGGAGCAGAAUGUGUGCCUGAACAAUUAAAACUGGUGCUUGCUCUGGAUGCUGGGAAACUUAAAACCAGGUUAAAUAUCCACAUGGCCACCACAUAAUCGAUCCUAGCUGCAUUUGAAUCUCAAAGAGCUAAGCUGCUGGGAACCCGAAACAGAAGGAAGCGAUGGCGGGAGCAGUCAGCAGGUUCAGCAUCGGCAGCAGGAAGAGAACCAUUUGCAGUUCGGGUUAAGACAACUGAAUAGUUUUCCCCAGUUGUGCUGUUGUGUCUUUUUAUAUGUAGGCAAAAUUUUGGGGAAUUUUAACCCUUUGAAAGUAAUUAAUGUUUUGAUGCAUUGAUUAGUCAGGACAUGAAGGGAUAUGGAGAAAAGGCAGGAGCCGAGAGGGAAAUGGAUCAGCCAUGAUGAAAUGGCGGAGCAAACUUGAUGGGCCAAAUAGCCUAACUCUGUCCCAGUGGCCACACAUUUUAAUUCCACGUCCCAUUCCCAUUCUGAUAUGUCUAUCCACGGCCUCCCCUACUGUCAAGGUGAAGUCACACUCAGGUUGGAGGAACAACACCUUAUAUUCCGUCUGGGUAGCCUCCAACCUGAUGGCAUGAACAUUGACUUCUCUAACUUCUGUUAAUGCCCCUCCUCCCCUUCGUACCCCAUCCCUUAUUUAUAUCCCCCCCCCUUUUUUUCCUCAUUUUUCUCCCUCUGUCCCUCUCCUACUCUCCACCCUCCUCUUUCUCCCCAGGCUUCCAGUCCCACGAUCCUCUCCCUUCUCCAGCCUCGUAUCCCUUUUGCCAAUCACCUGUCCAGCUCUUAGCUCCAUCCCUCCCCCUCCCACAUUCAAAUCUCUUACUAUCUCUUCUUUCAGUUAGUCCUGACGAAGGGUCCCGGCUUGAAACAUCGACUCUACCUCUUCCUAUAGAUGCUACCUGGCCUGCUGCGUUCACCAGUAUUUUUUGUGUGUGUUGCCUAUAUCUUAUUGUCUUAUUUACUAAUUGAUUCUGAAUUUGCACUCCUUUGUAGCUCUGUGUAUUUAACUUCCAAUUUAAAGAGGCAGUCAAAUGAUCUUUUAUGCACAUCUUUAUUCUGAGAAGGCAAGUUUAUUUCAUCAUCUGCAUUGACAAAUGAGGUUCUUGUCAAUUCAUACCAUUUUCCAGACACUUAAUCCACAAUCUUAUACCAUAUCUGGUCAUCAGAGUACCGAGUCACUAUAUUUAAGUCUUCCUCACCAUUUCCCAUCAGAGAUUUCAGCGCUGCUGAGUCUAAAAUAAAUGUGCUGUCUUAUUUGGAAUGUCUUUGAUACAGGUACAGAACUACAUGGCACAGAAUUAACUAGUUCAGAAACCAGUGAAAGUCCAGGCUUACUCCUUUAACUGGGGCUGCAUGCUUUGGUAAUACUGCACUUGGAUUGAGUGAGAGAGAUUUUGGAGGACUGAGGUAGGUUUUCCAUGGAGGAGUUGAAGAGAUGGUUUGGAUAUUUUAGCACCUGCAACAUACAAGGAUUACUGCACUAUUGAAGUGACUGAUAACAUCUUGUGGAUAAGAUGUUAUCAGUCAGAGCUACAUGGAGCUAUUUCAAAAGUGGGUUGGGGGAUGCUGAGGUGUUAGGAAGGUGUGUACGCAGCAGGUCAAUAAAUAUCCAUUACUUACUGCUUAUUUUUCAAAUAAACAAUGGAAGAUCUGAUUCCCUGUCUCUCCACAACCGUGACUACAAUUCAGAAACCAUGGCUCUACUUUGAAAUAUCCUCAAUUUGUGACAAGGAUGACAUAUCAUUUCCUCUUGAACAAAACAUUCCCUCUGAUACUUGCUGCUCCAUUCCCCCUACCAGGCCACCUGAGACACGUGAAGCCAGCAGCCUUUCAGGGCUGUAUUUCUCUUGGUUGAAACUAUUGAAAUAAUACAGAUUUCCGAAUGGACAAUAAACCCUGGAACAUGACCUCAUUUGUACAUGUGCCUUUUUUUUUUGGUUCUCUGUUUGCUCUAACUAUUUAAUAUGUAUUAUUUAUUUAAAACUGUAGAUUUUUAUUAUUGUGUAUUGCAAUGUACUGCUGCCGUAAAACAACAAAUCCCGUGAUGUAUGUCAGUGAUAUUAAACCUGAUUCUGAUUCUAACUCUGAGCACAGCUGCUGUGCACCCCACUCUUAAGUUCAUGCAAUUUUGAAAUUACACUAGCAUAGCCUAACUUUUGAAAUGUCAAUUCCCGACCAUCAAUAGCAUCAGCUCAAGCUCUUGAUGACUUUGGGGGAAAGAACUCUCCUUUUCCCAGCACACUUAAGAAGACGUGUCAAGGUAAUGAUUAUUAUAUGAGACACGGGGAGAGCUGGUGCUUGCCGAGCCAAAGAAACAAUCGAUAUUGACAUUCAGUCACUGAGGAAGGAUUAGAUCAUCACUAGUGGGGGACAAUAUAUAAGUUUAAUCAGCUCC
This is a messenger RNA of Mobula hypostoma (lesser devil ray), 4757 nucleotides long. RefSeq names its product protein crumbs homolog 3-like. Lineage: Eukaryota; Metazoa; Chordata; Chondrichthyes; Myliobatiformes; Myliobatidae. Bases 280 to 594 code for a protein of 104 amino acids. The record is from RefSeq and is a predicted model, not a curated record. The transcript has 3 exons.